This is a messenger RNA of Leptidea sinapis, 2990 nucleotides long. RefSeq names its product protein singles bar (gene sing). The record is from RefSeq and is a predicted model, not a curated record. Bases 284 to 826 code for a protein of 180 amino acids. NCBI's taxonomy places the organism in Eukaryota, Metazoa, Arthropoda, Insecta, Lepidoptera, Pieridae. The transcript is spliced from 4 exons. Gene Ontology annotation, cellular component: membrane.
UUUGUCUCACACGUGUGACAUUCAAACCAAAGAACUUCUUCAAUCUGUAAAGACGUACAUCUAAUAUUUCAGUUGAUCUUACAAUAACAGCCCCACCCGAUCGAAUAUAGAAAAUCUUUGUUUAUAGGUCAGUUCAGCGAACUUUACGCACGCUGAAAGUGUCUAAAAAUAUUUAACUGACUAACACGGAAUGCUUCAACUGUCCUGAAUUUCCUGUCGGGUCAAAUUAGUGUUCGUCUGGCUCUCGAGUGAGUGUGCAGGAAUUUUUUUGUUGACCGUGGAAAUGACGCGCGGACCGACAAUAGUUCGGGUGGCUCCCGGCUCGGGGGGUCGAGGAAUCAAGUGCUGUUGUUGCAGAUGCUGUGAAUGUAUCAAUUUCGGAUACUUGACUUCACAGCAUGGCAUUAUAAAAGUGGCUGAAGCUCUACUCGGCGGACUAUGUCAAAGUCUCCUGGUGAAGUACGGUCUCCCGGAAGCUAGCAGCAUGGGUUCAGCGUUUCACGGGUUCCUCACAACAGCGUCAGCAUGUCUCCUCACUACAUCUCUUCUUAUCGCUUGCUAUGUGCUCUCAUCAAAUUCCCAGCAUCUUAUUCGACAGUCAAUAUUUGAAUGUAUGUUCAACUCGGUGGCGUGUUUCAUGUAUCUAUCGGCGUCGUCGUACAUGGGCGUCGCUGUCAACUUGUACUUGUAUCCAAGAUACGCUCUUGUCAACAUGUACGCUGCCUACCCCGCCAUGACAGCCGUUUAUUAUAUUGGCGUCGUGGUUGGGAUAGUACACGGUGUUGAUGCCUAUAUAUCCUACAAAUACUUCAAGGGAAUCCGGUGACUGAUGCCACUAUCCUACAGGAAAAAAUUUAUAAACGAACCUAAAAGCCUAAACACAUGGUCGGAUUUGGUAUGGCCGGACCAUCUGACGGUACGGUUGGCGCCUCGCACCAAUUGUUCUAUCGUACUUGGUACGCUCCUGGCGGUAAUAAUAAUAAUUUUGUGCGAUGGACAAAUACCACACAAUCGAAUAUGGUACCAAAUCCGAUCAUGUAUUUAGGCCUUAACUAUAACACAAUGUUUCAAAAUAAUCUGCCCGAUAUAUUUGAUCUAAUAAUUAUUGUGUAUUGUCAACUUGAUUAUUGAUAUUUUUAUAACAUUUCCUGCGCUUUCCAAUAUUUUCAUAAAUAUUAAUAACAAACUGUAACUGUUUGGUAAAAUCAUCGUUUUUGUUUAAAUAUUAUUAUAUUUAUUUAUUUGAUUGGGGAUUACUUCAUUGAUGCCCGGUUUCUGAAGCUCUCUGAUAAACUUUUAUUAGCUAUUGGUCCGUUAAAGUUAUGUAUAUGAUAAGCGUCGGUUAACUGUCACUUCGUUUCUGAAUACCGAUCGCAUCGAUCAAUAGUUAUGCAAUCGAUAACUGGUUCCUUAUUGUGCCACUAGAGGGCUCUGUUUUAAAUGGUAAGUUUAAAUUAAUAAUAUUCAUUUAAAUUCAUCAUUAAUUCAUAAUUUAGUUUUUAGUACAAUAUUAUUUUCUUUAAUGAUAAAUAAGUGCUUUUAUAAUAAAUUGGAAACAUAAUAAUACUUUUUAUUUAUCAGUGGCUGUAUGUACAAUAGCGUUGGGUGUUAAUUUAAGAAAAAAGAUGUCAAUAUGAAACUAUUGUUUUCGAAAUUCAAUUGUUUUCGUUUCGUUAUUCGUAUUUCGAACUUAGUAGUGUGCAUUUCGUUUAACAUUCAAUAUAAUAUUUUGUUUCUUGUUUUUUUUUCUGUAAUUAAAAGAUGGAAUCCAUCAAACGUAGCAAAAACUUCACCGAAAGAGAGAAGGUGCUUCUCAUCGAAGUAGCCAAAGAAUUUCUAUUCAUUAUUGACAACAAAAAGACGGACGGCACUACCGUGCAGGCCAAUCGUGAAAUUUUAAAAAAUUGUGGUUUAACAUCCCUAGUAUCUUCAUAAUUUGGCAUACUUAUAUAAAUCCUACCCAGCUUAGCUAUUUCCUUGCUUACUUUAUGAAAUCAUCACCAAUUACUACUUGGAAAGUACCUGUAGCAUAAAAUCAGAUGAUGAAAUAAGAUGAAUAUUUGUUCUAAAACAGAUAAUGUGUAUUGGCGGUACAUAACGGGAGCUAGAACAGGGCUAAUCACAUUACUAAUAUGAAGCACAGUAUUCUUAUCAAAGCGAUACCUUAAUUUAAAUUCUUGUUCCGUAUGCAUUUCAAAAGGAUUCCUCCUACGUCUUAAGUUUCUUGGUACAGAUAUAUUAGAAAUAAACUCCAGUAAUUCCAAAUCAGAUUCUGAGGAACUACUCGGAAAAACCAUUAUGCCGUAAUCCGAAUAAUAAAAAAAUAUUUAACUUUCACGAAUAACUAUACUGCUAAUAUAUUUGAAACACAGAGGUAGGUACUUUAUUAUUUAUAUUAUAACCUAAAACUGAAAUGAAACGUCGAAUAAAGUUAUGGAACAGUUAAACGGCACACAUUGGUCAGUUAAGUUAACUGUAGUUUAAACGGAGUUUUACUAGUGUUACGUCGUUCAGAAACACACUUUUGUCAGUUAUCGAACCAAUAGCUCUAUCGAAUAGAUAAACUGUGGUUAAAAGUACUUUAGAAACCGAGCAUGAGUGCAGUUUAGUCCAACGUAAGAUACAGGAUAGUUUUUAUUUCGAUUUGGGACCCAUAAUUAUUUUUAUUUCCAAUAUUUGUUUUGUAUGAACAUAUUUUCUAUGAGAUAAUUUAUUGCCGCACGUUUUGACAGUUCUGCCGUGAAACAAUUUCAAUAGAACAACAGGGAGCACAUUUUACGACAUAAUUUUUGACGUUAUGAAAUAUUAUUGACAAAUUCAUAAAACACAGUAUUUUAUUUAUUAACUAGUUGACCUGGCAAACGUUGUUUUUCUAUAUAAAUUUUAUAUGUAAACAUUCCUUGAGCUUCAAUGAAUCUAUUACAAAAGAUUUCAUUGAGAUCGGUCGAAUAGGUUAGGAGUUAUUAGGGAACAUACAAACAUAUAUUCUC